Dicrocoelium dendriticum is the source of this 774-nucleotide messenger RNA. Lineage: Eukaryota; Metazoa; Platyhelminthes; Trematoda; Plagiorchiida; Dicrocoeliidae. The record is from the annotation of a GenBank genome assembly.
AUGUUCCUGACUCCUCCAUAUGAGAUUCCUCGAAUCAGUCCGUUUGCAAGCAAUUACCAUGAGGAGUCAGGACGACACGUCAAGCUCAAUUACAGUGGGACUAUAGACCAAUGGAUGGAUGAGACAUACGAAUAUUCGAAUAGACACCCGUGGGAUUUGAGACAAGACACGGUCGACUACUCGGCAUAUCUCAAAGUAAAAAUCAAUGCUCGAGGAUACCGACCAGAAGACAUUAAAGUAUCAGCAUCGAGGAGCCGUAUUGUGGUGCAUGGACGCAACAGCAGGAGUACUACCAGAACGUGCGGCUCAUGCACAUUCUGUCGCACAGUGUAUUUACCACAGCCAGUGAAACCGGAUCAGUUGGAAUGUCACUUAACUUCGAAUGGCGUCCUGAUUUUAGAAACCCCGAUUGAUUUAUGGGGCCGUGAAUCACAGGCCUGUUAUGAAAAUACUCCAACGGAGGCUGAUCAGAACGACAACGAGCCACCAAUUUCUACAGUGAAAAAUGUCGCUGGACGGAAGAUGCUACGCUUGCGUGUUCCAAUCGAACCCGGUUUCACAAUCGACGAUUUGAGUGUGCGCGCUGACUCAACACAUGUUGUGGUAUCAGGACGGACUCGGGUGAUGGAGGGAUCUGUUUCCGCACACUGUUCCCAUUCGAAGGAAUUCAGCCGCACCUAUACGAUGCCGGAUACAGUAGAUCCGCUGUCGGCGGUCGCACGACUUUAUGGCGAGACCCUGGUUGUGGAAGCCACGAUACUCAAGUCAUCAUGA